Molecule: messenger RNA, 1332 nt
Organism: Talaromyces amestolkiae
Lineage: Eukaryota; Fungi; Ascomycota; Eurotiomycetes; Eurotiales; Trichocomaceae
Exons: 7
Coding region: 1-1332 (443 amino acids)
Molecular function (GO): peroxidase activity
Source: RefSeq, a predicted model, not a curated record
AUGAGAUUCGAGAAUAUAAUGCUUUCGGCCCUUUUGGCCGCAAGUGCUGUAUCUGCCUUUCCAACCGCCGAAAAUCUGGGCAAAUUGAUGUCAAUAAAGCCCACAACUGGAGACAAGAGAUGCCCCUUUGCUGAAAUUCAAAAUGGCAUCGAGAAGGCGAUCAAAAAGCGCAGUUUGCUAGAUCCUCUAUCAUCUCCUAUCCAAGUUACUGGUGAACAUAGCUUCGUACCACCCGAUUUUGCAUCGGGAGACCAGCGUGGUCCCUGUCCCGGUUUGAAUGCUCUGGCAAACCAUGGGUACAUACCCCAUAAUGGAGUCGUUUCGUUAGCCGAAGCGAUCCCUGCAAUCAAUGAAGUAUGGGGAAUGGGUGCUGACCUUGGCCUUGUCCUGUCUGUAAUGGGUACACUCUGGGUUGGGAAUCCGCUUUCAAUUGAUCCCCGUUUCUCAAUUGCCGGAGAGUCGCCAGCAGUCCAAUCUUUGCUAGGCAAUUUAUUUGGUAUAAUCGGCGUCCCACGCGGAUUGAACGGUUCACAUAAUUUUAUCGAGUCGGAUUCGUCUCCAUUUCGUGACGACUUGUAUGUCACUGGCGACGCAUGGACUCUGAACCUCACCAAAUUCCGGGAUUUUUCUGAUAUGUCAACCGAUGGCACGUUCAGCAUGGACUUGAUCGCCGAAUUUGCGAAGAACAGAUACGAAGAGAGUAUCACUACCAAUCCAAAUUUUUAUUACGGUCCAUUCACCGGUGCUAUUGCCCGAAAUGCCGGUUACAUUUUUGCAGGAAGACUGUUCAGGAAUCAUUCCGUUGAAAACCCCGAGGGGGUCCUCACUAAGGAUGUGCUCAAGAGCAUCUUCGGUGUGAGCGGAUCUGACGACGCAUUGCAGUACAACUACGGCUAUGAACGUAUUCCAGAGAACUGGUAUCGUCGUCCAACCGACUUCGGCUUAGUAGACCUGAACUUAGACCUAUUGAAUUUUGCAACACAAUAUCCCGAACUUCUGAAUAUCGGUGGCAAUGUCGGCGCUGUGAAUACAUUCACCGGCGUGGAUAUUUCCAAUCUUACCGGCGGUGUCCUCAAUGCCGCAGAUCUGCUGAAGGACAACAACCUACUAUGCUUGGUUUUUGAAAUCGUCAAAACCGUUAGUCCCAAUGCAUUGACGAAUCUCUACUCUACCAUCGCUGCCCCGUUGGAACUGGCUACAAACCUCGUCGCAACCACGCUUUUGGACCUAUCUUGCCCGGCUUUUGAGGAUAUGACUUAUAACGGUGAGCCGCUUUGGGACGGACUCCAGAGUGUAUUCCCUGGAGCUGGAUGGGCCAAGGCUGCGCUCUAA